GUGUAUGCGUGUGUGUGUGUUUAUGUGUGUGUGUGUGUCUGUGUGUUUCAGGACUCUUCCCUCCCCUGCUGAUGCAGCUGAAAUCUCAUUCUGUAUUUCCACGAGAACAAAGCCUUCGUCACCGCAGCAACACAAACAGCUCCUGAACAAAGGCGGCCAUGUUUCCAGAACUCCGUCCUCCCAUAAAUCCCGGCAGCGAGCGGCUCUGAGCGGUUUGACACUGGGAGCUGCUGCUGAGCGUCAUGCCUCUGCCCAGACGCCGCUCAUCCUUUCUGGGACAGCCGUCCUCUGAACGACCGGCCCCCGCCUCCUGCGGACGGAUCAGCUCGGCCGGCACCUCCGCUCCCCGCGGGGUCUUUGUGGGCCCUGCCCCCUCCACGGGUGGGGCCUCCUGCCUGGGGACGCGGGUGUCCCGGCGGGCUCUGGGCAUCAGCAGCGUGUUCCUGCAGGGGAUGAGGAGCAGCGCAGCGCCAGUACUGCCCCGAGCCGGAGAGCGGGCCACAGGUCACGGCGCGUCUGCAGCGGGACUGAACAGCUGCCUGAUGGAGUACAGAGACAAAGUCCGAGCACUGGAGACACUGAACCAACAGUUGGAGGAGCAGAUCCGUCUCUGUCUGGACCGCAAGGCAUCCAGCGCCGGAGCCUGGGGACCCCUCAGGAGGGAGUGGGAGGACGUCUACAGACAGGUCAGUGAAGCCAUCCUGGACAACGCUCGGCUGAUGCUGCAGACAGAGAAUGUUCAGGCCAACGCUGAGGACUUCAAGGACAGGUAUGAAAACGAGCAGCCGUUCAGGAAGGCGGUGGAGGAGGAGAUCAGCUCUCUGUACAAAGUCAUUGAUGACGCCAACCUGACGAAGGCAGAGCUCGAAGAGCAGAUGGAGAACAUGAGAGCGGAGCUUCGCAACCUGGAGCACAAUCACGAGCAGGAUGUGCGUGUCCUCUACAGUCAGAUGGCGGGACGUGAGGUGGAUGAACCCGACGCUCCCAUAGAAACCAGUCUGGACCAGAUCCUGGCCUACAUCAGGAGCCACUGGGAGAAGGUGACGGAGAGGAACCGAGCCGAGACCGACAGCUACCUUGAGUGUAAGGAGGCGCAGUGUGUGAGCAGACUGAGUCCUGAGGAGGAGCAGGUGGAGGCGCUGAAGGCCGAGUGCAACGAGACUGGCUGUAAGAUCCAGAGUCUGCAGGCCGAGACCGAGUCCAUCAGAGCGCUGAGACGGGGUCUGGAGAACUCCCUGGGUGACGCACGCCACUGGCACGACAUGGAGCUGCAGAACCUAGGCUCAGUGGUGGCAAAGCUGGAGGCGGAGCUGGCUGAUGUACGUGGCGAAAUCGAACAGCAGCGCCGUGACUAUGACACGCUGCUGAGCAACAAGCAGCGUCUGGAGCAGGAGAUCGGCAUGUACCACGGCAUCCUGGACGGAGAGGAGAGCCGCUUCCAACCUGCUGAGACGACUCCAGGUGUGCAGUCAGAGCCUGAGGGAGCUGCCAGUGCUUCUGCUGCUCCAGACUCCAGGACCGACCCUCCAGGACCUUCAGGACCUCCGUCGGGACAGUGAUCCCAGCGGAGGAUGUGUGGAACAGACUGGAGCUCACCAGAGAUCCUCUAGAUGUUUGUGGACGCUCUCUGCUGGAGGACUUUGUACCUGGUGACGUGUGCAGCUGUGAAUGAUGCUGAGAACCUGCAGCAGGAAGUCCAACAGGUGGAGCUCACCUGAACCGGCCUCUGAUUGGACUCCACAGAACCACAAAACAUUUUCAGUCAGCUGAGUGAAUGGUGCGUUCAGGUGCUCUUUGUCACCCGUUAAAAGCAAGUUAAACUGGUGCCAGGUCCACAUGAUCUGAUGCUCCAUGCUAACAUGCUACCAUGCUAACUUCACGCAACAGAGUUUCUGAGGACAAAAACCUUAGUAAGCUGGUGACUGAUGGUUAGCAUGCCUUUUAGCACACCUGUUAGCUCAGCGGCUAACAUGACACUGGGCUGUGUUAGCAUGACGUUAUCCUGUCUGCUCACUGUGUCGACCAGUUUAGACUCUACAGCUUCCUGCACCUCCAGCCAAUCAGAGCUCAGCUCCAUCAACACAGCUUGUUAUUGGUCGACAGUGUGAACUCUGUCAGCGCUCUGCACAGGUAAAUAACGAUCAGUCACACCUGUGAGUUACUUCACUGUGAUGUCACUGAGGUGAGCAGUUGCUGUGACAGGAAGUUGUCAUCAAUCAGUCCAUCUACAGAACACUCUUGACAAAAUAUUUUAACAUUUAAAUAAUUGUUUUCGUUGUUUGAACAUUUUUUUGGUUUCAUUUUUUUUUCAUGGAGAGAAUUUGAUGCUUUUCUUUGUCACAUGAUCAGGAAGUGAACACCUGUGUGUUAGAUAAAUCAAAUGAGUGACGGCGCCAUGCAGCGCGACACGUUUCACAGUGUUAUGAGGGUUAAUAAAUGAGGAUGAUGAUGGGCUGAUGAAGCAGUGAUGACACAGCGCUGGUUAGAUCCUCUGUGAUCAGCUGCAGGUGUCACCUGACGUCCACCUCACCUGGACUGAUCAUCAGGAAGCUGCUCAGCUGAGGAGGAGCAGAACACACACACACACCUGAAGCGUCAUGAUGAUGUCACAGUCGGUCCUCUGUGCAUUAACGUAUUCAUGAUGUGAUAUUAAACUGAUGUGAGCCGUUUUGCUGAGGAGAACACAAAUGUUACAUUUCUGAAAUCAUGAUAAAUCCAACAUGACCUGAACGCACCAUGAGACUGACACCUGCUCACUGGUUCAGAUGGUGGAGUUACCUGUGUGAAACACCUGAGAGACGUCAGGGUGACGAAGAUCAUCUGAACGUACCAUUAAACUUACAAAGGACUGUGGGAUACCGUGGAGUCACACCCAGGUGUUUCACCUGAUGACAUCACAGCCAGUGUCAUGUGAUUGAUCCAUAUUAUCAAUAAACUAAUUUGUCUUUGUUGAUAUUGUAAAGUGAUGAUGAUGAUGAUGAUGGUGAUGAUGAUGAUGAUGAUGAUGGUGAUGAUGAUGGUGAUGACGCCGCUGACUGAACGAGGAAAUAAAAGCUGAUUUGGAACUGA
Epinephelus fuscoguttatus (brown-marbled grouper) is the source of this 3069-nucleotide messenger RNA. It is a transcript of the gene bfsp2, whose product is annotated as beaded filament structural protein 2, phakinin. Gene Ontology annotation, biological process: intermediate filament organization. The coding region runs from base 243 to 1559 and encodes 438 amino acids. The record is from RefSeq and is a predicted model, not a curated record. Gene Ontology annotation, cellular component: intermediate filament. Gene Ontology annotation, molecular function: structural molecule activity. The transcript is spliced from 7 exons. Lineage: Eukaryota; Metazoa; Chordata; Actinopteri; Perciformes; Serranidae.